This is a messenger RNA of Lodderomyces beijingensis, 2433 nucleotides long. NCBI's taxonomy places the organism in Eukaryota, Fungi, Ascomycota, Pichiomycetes, Serinales, Debaryomycetaceae. The record is from the annotation of a GenBank genome assembly.
AUGCGUGAUUCAAACUAUAGAUCCAUUUCAAGUAAUAAAGCCGCCGUCACUAUAACAGCCAGUCUAUACGAUAGAAGAGCCCUAGACGUCACCUCCGACAAGCCAUUGGUCAACUCGCUAAACUACCUCACCUACUUGGUGAGCUCAUCGGCAAAAGUACGAGAAACUUUGGCCACCGAUGGAGGCAUUGAACGAUUGGUCGACAUAUUGCACGAGUGCCACAAUUUUAACCACUUCCUGGAUGACAAUGGAGAGAAGAAAUUGUUGACGGCGUGGAAGUGGACUUUGGCGUUCCAGUGUAUCGUCUUGGUGGGCACAAGAGGCACGGAAAAGAUUCGCCAAAAAGUGGUAAAAGCGGGGAUUUUGCCCAUAAUCGCCACAGUUUUGGACAACUACUUGUCCUUGCAUGAAAGAUCUUUUCUACGCAUGAACACCAAGCCAAUGGACGCCAGUAAUGCGAACGCAAGUGCAACUACUCCAGUGGAGAAUGUAUUUCGCCAGCAUCCAGAAGGUCAAUCUGAAAGCUUUUUGAUUCAAAGCAUUGCCCAUACCCAGGAGGCUCGUUUUAGAGCUCCAGAUCCAAUAGUAUUUGAUAACCAAGCAGCUGCCAUUUUCCCUAGUCAAGAAUUCUGCAGCAAGCAUCGAGUUUACCCCGAGGACCUCAAUUUGGCCAGUUUAACCAUUGAUGAUUACGAAAACUCGAGCGUCGAUCAACUAUUCCGAUUGCUCCGACUGGCUCAUUUCCAAUUUCAAGACGAAGAUAGAGGCAGAAGAACGCCUCAACCACCAGCGCAUGGCCGUGGCAUUUCCAUCGAACAGGACGUGAAGCGAGCAUUUGUGGUGUUGAACAUUUUGAACAGAUUGAGGGAAACAAAGGAAGCAGAGGCAUUGGAACCUGGGUUUGUCAGCGACUGCGAGUAUGAAAUGGACAGCAACUUGACUUUCUUGUCCAACUUGUACAGCCGGGACUUUGAAAUCAACAGCACGUCCAAUUCCAAGUUGGCAGUACGCGAGUUUACAGAAACAGGGGUCGUGAUACCGAAAGAUGAUGAUAUUGUUUGGUCGUUGCAACUAUUGGCAUACAUCUCGAAAUACCCCAAUCUCAAGGAUAUACUACAAAACACCCAUUUAGUGUUGGACAUGAGCAUCAGAGACAAGCUGUUCAAGGUCUUUGUUGAAAACCAAAUGAAACUCAAGAUGAAGAUGAAGAUGAAGAGUAAGAAGAACGCCGCGGUGCGGUUGCGGCCUACAAUCACUCCAAAGACGAGGAAACCGAAAACCACAUAUGUCGAAAGAUUCAGCCCCAGUGCUUCCAACUCUCCGCAGAUGGUCACCGCGUUGAAUGAUGACAAUUUGAUACUAAGCGACGAGCAAUUUGCACUUUGCGAUUCAGGUAUACCCGAGGAAGGACAAAGAGGUGGCUCGAACUCGGUUAGAGAUGCUGUUGUUUACAGUGCCGUGGGAGAAGCCGAGGACGAAGAAGCAGAAGAUGAAGAUGAAGAUGACGAUGAAGAUGACGGAGAUGAAGGGGAUGAUGAAAAACAACAGCAACAAGAAGACGACGACGACACUGAUGAUUUUGAAGAGACAAUCUCAGACUCGAGCGGCAGUGUAGCCAGCGAUUCGGUAAGGUCGUCAACAAACUACAUGUCCAAACUUCACCACUGGAUAACGAUGUAUGAAACAAUCACCGACGAAUUCGAGCGAAGUGUGAGAAUGUACCAGCUAAUGGACAAGUUGAAUAAAUUCAUCGAAAUGGAAAGCAUGAAUCUUUCCAGCACUAUAAUCGAAACGCGCUUGAAAACCAAGGCCUAUCUCCAGGAGAAAUGGAACUACGACACUUAUCAAUACUUUAACGUCGACGACUGCGACGAGGAUAAAGACGACAGCUUGACUGAACACAAACGAGUCAACCUCUUCCCCAUUGUGGAAAAGUUCACUUUUUUAUCGGGCUCAGAUAUGUACUACUGGUCGGGGGUCAUAAUGCGCAACUCGUGUCGACGAAAUGACCUAAAAGGUGGCGUGCGACAGUGUGGAAAUCUAGAGUGUGGCAAGUGGGAGAAGUACCCACGCGAGUUUCUGAAAUGUCGAAGAUGCAAAAGAACCAAAUACUGUUCACGAGAUUGCCAGAUGCGUGCCUGGCACUGUCAUCGCAACUGGUGUAUUCCUAGCACUUCGAGCAGUAAUACCACUUCGAAUUCUUCACUUCAUACACAACUGCUUGGCGGUGUUACCGGCGUUGCCACAACCGCUGGCGGUGGUAAUGCUACUGCAGCAGCAGGUGCUGCUGGAGGUACUGCCGGUGGAGGUGCUGUUUUCACUGGUGGUGGUGCUACUACAGCUAAUUUGGAAGAUAGUGUAGGGCAACUUGAUAGUGAAGCUUUGGCGGAGGACGGCAAUGAUGGCAAUGAGAGUCCGCUGGAACUGGCAUAA